Molecule: messenger RNA, 678 nt
Organism: Symbiodinium necroappetens
Lineage: Eukaryota; Dinophyceae; Suessiales; Symbiodiniaceae
Source: the annotation of a GenBank genome assembly
AUGCGCAGCAAUCAGAUCCGUGCAGCUGGGGGCACUUUGCUGAAGCCAACUCGGUCCGGGCGCCCAGAUGCACGGGAGGACGAAGGCGGCCCUUUAAGAAGCACGACCGUCGAGGGCCUGGAGCAAGAGGUAGAUGCACUUCGGAGAGCCCUGGAAGCAGAGCAGAGCGAGAUCGCAUCCAUGUCUGCGACGUUUGGGGAGCUCUUCAUGCGCAACAGCUGUGAGGAGUACUUGCUACAGCUGGAGAGACGAAUCCAGGUGAUCGAGAACAGGAACGUGGAGAUUGUUCACUGGAGGAUUGAAAAUGCCGAAGAUGUACGCUCGCGCUUUCAGAAGGGCGAAUACCUCGCGUCGCCGGAAUUUUCAGCUUGUGGUCUCGGAGGUUUCUGCUUCCACUUCUACCCUCGAGGAGAUGAUUUUUGCGAAGAAGGCUACUGUUCUGUCUACUUCCAUUUGCCACAGGACACGAAGGUGAGACGCACCUUGUUCGUUGGGCGACAGCGGCACGGUCCUGUGGAAGCAGAGUCUUUAACCAACAUCGGUGUUUCCGAAAUGUGCGUGCUUUCAAAUCAAAUCGACAAAGAGACCGGCAGUGUUGUGAUAGGUGUUGAAGACCUGCAAGUGCUGAGCUCUCCGCAUCUUGUUGAGACGAGGACCAAACUUCAUCUCGUUUCCUGA